This is a messenger RNA of Stylophora pistillata, 670 nucleotides long. Its product is annotated as syntaxin-8. Gene Ontology annotation, biological process: vesicle-mediated transport; vesicle fusion; intracellular protein transport. Gene Ontology annotation, molecular function: SNAP receptor activity; SNARE binding. Lineage: Eukaryota; Metazoa; Cnidaria; Anthozoa; Scleractinia; Pocilloporidae. Gene Ontology annotation, cellular component: SNARE complex; endomembrane system; membrane. The record is from RefSeq and is a predicted model, not a curated record.
ACUAACCCACAUACAUCCAAGAUGGCGCCGCAGGACAACUGGUUGAGUGAAUUUAAAUCAGUCGAGAAGUAUGGGCAGGAUAUUAUGGAGAAAAUUAAUGAGAGAAAUGAAAUAAGGCGAAAUGGAGGGAAUUAUAACAAGGUCCAGUCAGAUGUAAGGAUUAUGUUAAAGACCUUCUCAAAGGAUCUCAACAACUUAAAGCAGUCACUUUUACGAGCCUCCUCUUCUUAUCAUGUUACCGAGAGAGAAAUUGACCGAAGACAGAGUAUGUUAGACCAGUUGAUAACCAAAGAGAAACAGAUGACUGCAGCCUUUCAACAAGAGGCUGGUCAGAGUGAUUAUGGAAGGUGGGAGAGGAGCUCAUUACUGGCAACUGAUCCAGGGGGGCGAGACACCAAUCCAUUUGAUGAGCCUGAACCUGAUAGCAAUAUUUCAAUUGGCGAUAUGAGGAGACAGCAACAACAAAUUAUUGCAGAACAAGACCAAGGAUUAGAAGCCCUGGCAGGAAUCAUACAGAGGCAGAAAUUAAUUGGACAUGCUAUCUCAGAUGAAGUAGAUUUGCAGAAUGAAAUCAUUGAUGACAUUGACGCAGGCAUGGAUCAAACCAACCAGCGUCUUAUCAGAGAGACAACCCAUGUAAAGAGGGUGACAGCAAAAUCUUCAACCUGUG